UUUGAAUUAAUUUAUUUGAAAGCUUAUCAGUUAUCACCGUCUCUCUCGGCCUUGCUGGAACAAGAGAAGAAAGUCGGGAGUGAAGUGUCCAACGCCUGCAAUCUUUCUUGAGAGAUCAGCUGACAUUUUCUCCAUUCAUUGCUGAAUUUAGUCCGAGAUAUCCUCUGCAAAUGCCUCGUCACCACUGCAACCCGAAAAGAUCGGUGGAGACUGUACUGAGGGCAAAAAAUGGGUUUCAAUUCUGCACUGGCUAGAGUAUCUUCUACGUAGUUAUCGAUGUCGACGUAGAUGAUAGGAGGCCGGUUUCCGGACUCUGCUUGGAGAGAACGGCGUUGCAAUGGAUUGAUUUGUUGGGGUUUCGGAUGCGAACAAAGAGAACAACAAAGCGUCUUUUUCCUUACUUUUUUUUAUUGUUUUCUUUUUGAUUUUUUUUUGAAUCUUAUCGAAUUCUACAAACGCGUUUGGGUUGAUUGAUGGUUUACGGGGCUAAAGGAGCUGCCUUUAGUGGAUUCCAGUUUAGCGGGAUAGGGUAUUGAAGUUUCUGGGCGGAGCCCCUUCUGAAACUGUGGAGAUUUGGGCGUUUUCUUCGAUAGUAAGCGCCAUGAGGAGCCUGUUCUUUGCUGAAUCCUGCAAGGGAACGCAGCUCCAUGCUUUUAAUCCUCAGUCAUGGCUACAGGUUGAGAGGGGAAAGGUUUCCAAUUUCUCCUCACAUUCUCCGUCUUCUAUCGAGGCUCUUAUCAAGGUUGCAGAGCCGCCUGUUCUACCAUUCUUUAAGCCGAUUGACUAUGUGGAGGCCUUGGCUAAGAUCCAUGAAGAGUUGGAAUCCUGUCUGCCCCACGAGAAGUCGGAGUUGUAUCUGUUUCAGUUUCAGGUAUUCAGGGGUCUUGGAGAGUUUAAGUUGUUUCAGAGGAGUCUGCGUUCUGCUUUGGAGACAGCUACCACGGUUUAUGAGAAGAUUAUUUUUGGAGCAUGGCUCAAGUAUGAGAAAAGAGGAGAAGAAUCCAUCUCUGAUCUCCUCUCAUCAUGCGGUAAUUGCUCCCAGAAAUUUAAUAUCCUGGAUUCUGAAAUCCCUCUUCAGACUUCAGAGCUAAUGGAUACAUGUUCUUCGGCCGAGAUAGAGAAAUCAAAAACCUUGUUUUUUCGUGUUAGAGACGAGUAUAUAGCCUGUGAUCGGCUAAAGAUUGCUAAUUUAUCGCAUCCAUUCCAAACCAUGCUUGAAGGAUGCUUUACUGAGUCCAUACAAGAGGUCAUAGAUAUGUCGGAGAACAGUAUCUCACCAUUAGGUAUGAGAGCAAUAAGUGAUUUCAGUCUUUUUGGAAGUUUGAAUGAUUCACUAUCUGUGGAUAUUUUACUGGAGAUUUUGAUAUUUGCAAAUAGAUUUUGUUGCGAGAGACUCAAAGUGGCAUGUGAUGGAAAGCUGGCAUCUUUGGUUUAUUCAAAGAAAGAUGCUGUUGAACUUAUGGAAUGUGCGUUGGAGGAAAAUUGUCCUCUCCUUGCUGCUUCCUGUCUGCAGUUUUUCCUCCUGGAUAUCACAGAAUGUCUACAAGAUGAGCAAGUAAUAAGGAUUUUCUCUGCUGCAAAUAGGCAACAAAGGCUUAUCAUGUUUGGUCAUUCCUCAUUCGCUCUGUAUUGUUUGCUAAGUGAAGUUGCCAUGAAUACUAAUCCCAAAUCAGAGGUCACAGCUUCCUUUUUGGAGAAGAUGAUUGAAUCUGCAUCGAGCAGCAGGCAGAGGCAGUUCGCCUUUCAUCAACUCGGAUGUGUGAGGCUUUUGCGGAAUGAAUAUGAUGAGGCAGAACGCCUUUUUAGUUCUGCUGUCACAGCUGGACACAUCUACUCUGUUGCUGGAUUGGCUAGAAUUGCUUGCUUUAAAGGUGCUAAGCAUUUGUCUUAUGAGAAAAUCAGCAGUGUAAUUUCUUCCUAUAAUCCCUUAGGUUGGAUGUAUCUAGAAAGAUCUUUGUACAGCGAGGGUGAUAAACAAUUGGAAAACCUUGAUAAGGCAACGGAGUUAGAUCCUACUCUUCUUUAUCCUUACAUGUUUCGAGCAUCAUCUUUGUUGAAACAACGAGGCGUGCAGGCGGCUUUAGCAGAAAUUAAUCGGUUUUUGGGAUUCAAGUUGGCUCCAGAGUGUUUAGAAUUACGAUUUUGCUUUUAUUUGGCGCUGGAAGACUAUAGAGCGGCACUAUGUGAUGUACAAACAAUCCUUACAUUGUCUCCGAAUUAUCGAAUGUUUGAAGGGCGUGUGGCUGCCGUGUUAUUACAAAUGCUCGUUCGGGAACAUGUUGAGCCGUGGACGAUUGCAGAUUGUUGGCUUCAACUUUAUGAGCGGUGGUCUACUGUGGAUGAUAUAGGAUCUCUUUCAGUUAUCUAUCAAAUGCUUGAGGCGCCAUAUGCCACAAAAGGAGUUCUGUAUUUUAGACAAUCUUUGCUUCUCCUUAGGUUGAACUGGUCAGAAGCAGCAAUGCGAAGCUUGCAGCUUGCUCGUCAGCAUGCAACCAGUUUACAUGAACGACUGGUGUACGAGGGAUGGAUUUUAUACGACACCGGUCACCGUGAGGAAGGGAUUCGCAAGGCUGAGGAAUCGAUCUCCAUCCAAAGGUCUUUUGAGGCCUUCUUUUUGAAAGCUUAUGCUUUGGCAGAUUCAGGUCCUGGCUCUUCAUGUUCUGCAACUGUUAUCUCACUACUUGAAGAUGCCUUAAGAUGUCCUUCUGAUAGGCUUCGAAAGGGUCAGGCCUUGAACAAUCUUGGCAGCGUAUAUGUUGAUUGCGGAAAGCUCGAUCUUGCUGCAGAUUGCUAUAUAGCUGCCCUCAGGAUCCAUCACACCAGAGCUCAUCAAGGACUCGCUCGAGUUCAUUUCCUCAAAAACAACAGAAACUCCGCGUACGAAGAAAUGACCAAGCUGAUCGACAAGGCCAAAAACAAUGCCUCGGCCUAUGAGAAGAGAUCCGAGUACUGCGAACGUGAGCUAACAAAAGCUGACCUGCAGAUGGUGACCAAGUUGGAUCCGCUGCGUGUUUAUCCCUACCGAUACCGAGCUGCAGUGCUAAUGGAUGGUCAUCACGAGAAGGAGGCGAUCAGGGAGCUUACGAGGGCAAUUGCCUUCAAGGCCGACCUUCACCUGCUCCAUCUGAGAGCCGCGUUCCACGAGCAUAUCGGGGAUGCGGCCGGAGCUCUUCGGGACUGCAGGGCCGCCCUCUCCGUCGAUCCCAAGCACCAAGAAAUGUUGGAGCUCCAUAGCAGAGUGAACAGUCAAGAGCCAUGACUGAAGUGCUUGUAUAGUCUGAACUGUUUUUUAAUACUACAGGCCCUUGCUUUUA
Molecule: messenger RNA, 3314 nt
Organism: Phalaenopsis equestris
Lineage: Eukaryota; Viridiplantae; Streptophyta; Magnoliopsida; Asparagales; Orchidaceae
Product: ETO1-like protein 1
Exons: 5
Coding region: 602-3259 (885 amino acids)
Biological process (GO): negative regulation of ethylene-activated signaling pathway
Molecular function (GO): protein binding
Source: RefSeq, a predicted model, not a curated record